AUGGUCCGGGUCAAGAGCCGCUACGUGCUCUUUGAGAUCCUCUUCCCGCUUGACCGAGCCACCGAUGACUAUGGCGACUAUGAAGAACUGCUUACUCGCUUGCACAAGACGUCGCCGCUGACUUUCACCGCGAAACAGCUUGCCCGUCAGAUUAAACAGCUGGUGCAAGACCACUACGGAGACUACGGUGGCGGCAGUACUGCCAAUCUCCAGGUGAAAUAUUUCAGCAAUAAGACGAGUACGGGUAUUGUUAAGGUUGGGCGAGACCAUUUCGAGAUGGUGGUGGCGGCGCUAGCGUUGAUUGACCGCUUGGAUUCGAUCCCGGUGAUUGUGCGGUGUCUCCACGUGCUGGGCACCGUCCGUAAGUGUCAGGAGUGGGUGAUGGAACGUAACCUGACGGUGGUAUCUUCAGUUAAUCUGUCACUGGCCCUAUUGGAUCGAAAGCUCGCUCAAUUGGCGGGAUAA
Diutina rugosa is the source of this 465-nucleotide messenger RNA. Its product is annotated as RNA-binding protein. The record is from RefSeq and is a predicted model, not a curated record. The transcript has a single exon. Gene Ontology annotation, biological process: tRNA 5'-leader removal. Gene Ontology annotation, cellular component: ribonuclease P complex. Bases 1 to 465 code for a protein of 154 amino acids. NCBI's taxonomy places the organism in Eukaryota, Fungi, Ascomycota, Pichiomycetes, Serinales, Debaryomycetaceae.